This is a messenger RNA of Dendroctonus ponderosae (mountain pine beetle), 1829 nucleotides long. Its product is annotated as neuroligin-1-like. The record is from RefSeq and is a predicted model, not a curated record. Gene Ontology annotation, biological process: modulation of chemical synaptic transmission; presynaptic membrane assembly; synaptic vesicle endocytosis. Gene Ontology annotation, molecular function: neurexin family protein binding; signaling receptor activity. NCBI's taxonomy places the organism in Eukaryota, Metazoa, Arthropoda, Insecta, Coleoptera, Curculionidae. Gene Ontology annotation, cellular component: cell surface; postsynaptic membrane; synapse. The transcript has 8 exons. Bases 1 to 1629 code for a protein of 542 amino acids.
AUGCGAUUUCCUCCCGAAGGUCUCUUCCAGAGAGUGAUGCUGUUGAGUGGCACGGCACUGAGUUCCUGGGCGACCGUCCAUAAUCCCGAUAGUUUGCGGUUGAGUGUUGGCAAGCAGAUGGGCUGUUUGCCUCAAGAUUCCAAAGCUACCGAUGGAGCGGACAUUGCUCCUUGCAUGAGGUCCAGGCCGAUUGAAGCCAUUCAAGAGCUGCAACUGGAUAGUGUGCGCUUCAUGCCUCAAAUCGCCCCAGCUCUUCCAGUCGACCCAGAGUCUUCGGAUCCGGAUUUUGCGAUGGAGCAUGCAAGCGACUCCUUCAUAACUUGCGAAGUGAUGCUGGGAAUCACCACAACGGAAAGUUAUGCAGACUUUAACGCCAACGAUAUCCAGUAUGGGUUUGAGGAGGACCAUCGGAACCGAGUGCUGCGGACUUACAUCCGGAACACUUACGUGUACCAUUUGAACGAGAUUUUCAGUGCAGUGAGGAACGAGUACACGGACUGGGACAAGCCCAUUCCGCAUCCCAUUAAUAUUCGGGACUCCACCAUGGAGGCUCUAAGUGAUGGGCACACAGUGGCGCCGGCUGUUCGGGUUGCUUUCCUCCAUGCCCGGCGGGGUGCCAAGACGUACUUUUUCCAUUUUGGGUACCAGACGAAAAACAGCGACUAUCCCCAGCGCCUAGGCAGCGUGAGGGGCGAAGACUUAACUUACAUAUUGGGGCUGCCGCUUGUAGGAGGACUUCCCUACUUUCCUCAGAACUACUCGAAGCAAGAUAUGGGCGUGUCCGAAGCGCUGCUGAACUUUGUGAGCAAUUUUGCUAAGAGCGGCGACCCGAACGCUCCUGGCAUCCACAAAGAGGCACCCGAUUAUGGUACCCCUAGGGAGAAAACUCGCUAUCGAGGCCUGACUUGGGACCCGUAUGAGAUCGGUACUCAGUACUAUCUGAGCAUAACCCAAAAACCAAAGAUGAAAAGCCACUACCGCGGGCAUAAAAUGGCUGUCUGGUUGAACCUCAUUCCUCAACUGCACCAACCAGGAGACGAAGACGUCAGCAUGCGGCAUCACCACUUUUAUGAACGGGAACCUCACUUUUACGCAGGAGCCGUUAGAGUUGAAUCGUUCACGCGACUGCCGCCCGUAAUGCAUCCUGCUUCCAUGACGGAUUCGCAAAUGAUCGGCGACAGAUCUGGACAUACGGAUUGUCCGCCUGUAAGCACCGCUGAAGAGAACGACGACAAUGAGGAGAAUGAUAAAGAGCAGGAGAAACUGCUAGAGCAGCUGACCACUCCGCACUACAGCUACACCGCCGCUUUGGGUGUUACUAUUGGGAUUGGCAGUCUUCUGCUGAUACUCAACAUGUUGAUUUUUGCAGCAAUUUACUAUCAGAGAACCAGAGAUCUGAGAUCUGAAAACCAACGCUCUCACUCAAUCUCCAGACGCUCCCGCGGCACCUCGACUCCUUCAACGGAAGAAACAAUGCCGAUGUCGCAAAGACUAAGCACUCCGGGCAGUAGCGCACGCCAAUCCCCACUAGUCCAUAGACGCGACAUGGAAAUGGCCGAAAUUUCCCUGGGUUUCUCCACGAGGAGCAAAAAAAUCUUUAAACGACCCACACCCAGCUUGCUGUUCUAGUGGCUGGAUGGUGGACGUGUUCAUUUUCAGUGCGAGCAUUUUCAGGGACUCGUGGAAAGUGUGCAAACGGGACAAUUUCUUUCCUCAGUUCUGCCCUAAUGUCGUCGAUGGCUAUAAUGUACGGGUUUGAGUGUGACUAGAUCUAAUUUCUGUUCUAUUGAACUUUUCGAACCCUGAAGGUGAAUACAAACUUUUGUUUA